GCUCCGGGAGCGCCGUGUUUACGGCCGGGCCGGGGGGCGGUCCCAGUGCCGCCGUACCGGUGCCGCUGCCAGCGCCAGCACCGCCCUCCCGUCAGCUGGGACUCACGGGCCGGGGUGACCCUGUGGGACAGCUGACAUCAUGGUCGACUACUACGAAGCGCUGGGGGUGAGCCGCAGUGCCACCGCUGAUGACAUCAAGAAGGCGUACAGAAAGGCUGCGCUGAAAUGGCACCCUGAUAAAAACCCAGACAACAAGGAGUAUGCUGAGCAGAAGUUCAAGGAGAUCGCAGAGGCAUACGAAGUGCUGUCGGACAAGCAAAAGCGUGAUGUCUAYGACCGCUAUGGCAAGGAUGGACUCAUGGGAGCAGCAGGAUCAGGGGGCUCCAGGGCCAGUGCUGGGGCUCCUGAAUUCACCUUCACGUUCCGCAGCGCUCACGACGUCUUCCGGGAGUUCUUUGGUGGGCGAGAUCCCUUUGCUGAAUUCUUCGAUGAGGUGCUGCCUUUCUCUGAGCUGCGAGGACCUGGCCCCCGGCACCAUGGAGGAAGCCAUUUCUUUUCCUCCUUCCCAGGAUCCUCAGAUUUCUUCGCCUCAUCCUUCAGCUCUGGAGCAGAUGCAGGACUGGGCUUCCGCUCUGUUUCCACUUCCACCACCUUUGUUAAUGGCAGGCGCAUCACCACCAAGAGGAUUAUUGAGAAUGGGCAAGAGCGGGUUGAAGUGGAGGAGGAUGGGGAGCUGAAGUCGAUCCACAUCAAUGGUGUCCCUGAUGACAUGGCCCUGGGGCUGGAGCUGAGCCGGCGGGAACAGCAAGCCGUCUCCAGGGCAUGGUCCCCCUCGCCGCCACCACCGACCCUGCGCCAGACCUCAAACUCCUCACCUGUCUACCUCUACACGGACAGCGAGGAUGAGGAUGAGGACUUGCAGCUGGCCAUGGCCUACAGCCUCUCAGAGAUGGAAGCUGCAGGGCACCACCAGGCAGGUGGGCACAGCCCCAGCUCCCUGCAGACACCGGGGGGCAGCCAUAGCACCCCAUCCUCCACCCGCAGAUCCCGUGGUGCACAGGGGAGGCUGGAGCAGGAGCCACCGGGGGCCAGCAGUCCUGCUACAGUGGGGCACGAACCUGCACCCAGAGUGAAGCUGUGGCACUGCCCCCUCCUCUGAGCUUGAGGCUGGGGUUCUGUCCCUCUCUGUCGGGCAGGGAGAGGAAAGUGGGGGUGGAGUCUCACUUCUUGGAACUUGGCUUCUGCCUCCCCUAGCAAGGGAGGGGGGUCUCCCCUGCCUCCUUGCUCAGAUGAGUGGGUGGCUAGUGGCAUCCUGGGGUUGGAGGCUYCUGGACUUGGAGGUAGUGGCUUGAAGAGGAGCCUCCUUGAUGGGGUCCCAGGAAGAGGGGCAUCUCCCUGCCCUGGCUCCUGGAAGCAUGGGGUCCCCGUGGGCAGGUGGGCCCUGGCUGUGCCUGCCCCUCUCUCCCUGCCUGCCCUGCAGACAGGCAGGGUCUCCAGCAGGUGCCUCCCUGGCUGCAUCCUGCCCCUGCCCAGGCUGCAGGGAGUGCUGAGUUAGGCUCCCCUCCUUGCAAGGAGGGCUGCGCACGUGGCCUCUGCUUGGUGCCUUGUGUCUUGUCUCUUCCCUCUGGAUGCUGUUGCUCCUGCCUGUACCUUAUCCUUCUCUGUCUCUGUGCAGACUCUGCUUGGUCACUCCCUUCCCUAUGCCUUGUACACCCUCUAGAGCACUGUCCCUCCUUGCUUCCCACAGCAGCAGUGACCCUCUGUGAUGUUCACAAGUGUUUCUACCCUCUCUGUUGC
Messenger RNA from Malurus melanocephalus (red-backed fairy wren), 1797 nucleotides. RefSeq names its product DnaJ heat shock protein family (Hsp40) member B2 (gene DNAJB2). The record is from RefSeq and is a predicted model, not a curated record. NCBI's taxonomy places the organism in Eukaryota, Metazoa, Chordata, Aves, Passeriformes, Maluridae. The transcript is spliced from 9 exons. Gene Ontology annotation, biological process: protein refolding; positive regulation of proteasomal ubiquitin-dependent protein catabolic process. Gene Ontology annotation, molecular function: Hsp70 protein binding; ATPase activator activity. Bases 140 to 1159 code for a protein of 339 amino acids. Gene Ontology annotation, cellular component: cytosol; endoplasmic reticulum membrane.